Nerophis lumbriciformis (worm pipefish) is the source of this 933-nucleotide messenger RNA. NCBI's taxonomy places the organism in Eukaryota, Metazoa, Chordata, Actinopteri, Syngnathiformes, Syngnathidae. The record is from RefSeq and is a predicted model, not a curated record.
AUGAUGCCUUCGCAGGGGAAUAUUCCCACUCAGGGAGCCGAUGUGGAGCAAGACGAGACACCGACGGGCGCGGAUAUGGAUGCCGCUAUUCUGCUGCUGGGAGCUGGGAUGACGGCUGCCACACAUCCGCUGCUUUAUGUGAAGCUGCUAAUACAGGUGGGGCACGAACCUCUUCCACCAACUGUAGGCACAACUAUGUUUGGAAGUAGAGUGUUAUACCUGCCUGGCUUCUUCUCCUAUGCACGCCACAUUGUUCAGGUGGAUGGAAAGAGGGGACUCUUCCGUGGCCUGUCACCACGUAUCGCAUCUAUUGCAAUCUCCACUGUAAUCAGGACCAAAACUAAAAAGACUGCGGAGCUUGUAUCCAAGAAAGACAACACACAAACUCCUCUGAGGAAACUAAUGAAAGAGACCUCUCACGAGAUGCUCAUCCAGUGCCUGUCCAGAAUAGCAACUCAUCCUUUUCACGUUAUGUCGGUGCGUUGUAUGGCCCAGUUUGUUGGCAGAGAGGUGAAAUACAGUGGCAUUCUCAGUAGUAUCAGCAGGAUUUUUAAAGAAGAAGGAGUCGCCGGAUUCUACGUUGGUUUAAUGCCUCAUGUGCUGGGCGAGGUCCUCUUCUUGUGGUGCUGCAACUUGCUGGCUCACUUAAUAAACACCUACGCUGUAGAUGACAGUUUCAGCCAGGCAUCGGCGGUGAGGAGUUACACAAAGUUUGUGAUGGGCUUUGCAGUGAGCAUCUUAACAUACCCGUUUAUCUUGGUGGCUGAUGUCAUGGCGGUCAACAAUUGUGGAUUGACUGCUGGUCUUCCUCCACAUUCGCCCAUUUUCACGUCCUGGCUGCACUGUUGGAAUUACCUCAGCCACAAGGGUCUCCUGUUCAGAGGAUCCAGCUUCUUCUCACGCCGCAUGCCUGUGGUGUCCAGUAACGACUGA